Carica papaya (papaya) is the source of this 660-nucleotide messenger RNA. Its product is annotated as basic helix-loop-helix (bHLH) DNA-binding superfamily protein. Gene Ontology annotation, biological process: regulation of DNA-templated transcription. The record is from RefSeq and is a predicted model, not a curated record. Lineage: Eukaryota; Viridiplantae; Streptophyta; Magnoliopsida; Brassicales; Caricaceae. Gene Ontology annotation, molecular function: protein dimerization activity.
UGCCCGAUCACCACUCAACGCGGCAACCACACCCCCAACAGAUGGACAACCCAAAGACAACAGCAGAUCUACUCCUCAAACCUCCUCGACGCCCUCCGCCGGGCUUCCCGUGCCAACUCAUUACCUCCGCCGUCCCAGAGGUCCUCCGCCGGGAGCAGGGGAAUCCGCGAGGUCGCUGACCGCGUGCUCGCCACCUCUGCUCGGGGAACGACUCGGUGGAGUCGAGCGAUCCUCGCGAGUCGACUCAGGGCUAGACUGAGGAAGCACAAGAGAGCGAAGGUCCCCGACGGCGGCAAAUUAAGGAAACUGGAGUCGGGGAGGGCGAAACCGCGACGGCCGCCGGCCGUGGAUGAUAGAGUGCGUGUUCUGAGCCGGUUGGUUCCCGGCUGCAGGAAACUGCCAUUUUCCAACCUUCUGGAGGAAGCGACCGAUUACAUAGCCGCUCUGGAGAUGCAAGUUCGAGCCAUGACCGCUCUCACCGAAAUCCUCACCGGCUCGCCGCCGACUCCAGUUUAAACUUGGACUCGUCCAGUUGAGUCCCAAGUCAACCCCGAGCCGAAUCGCGCCAGGUGUUGUUAUUACCUUCUUACUUAUUUUGUAUUUUAUUGUACACAUUUUUUUUUUUUUGGAGCUUUUUUAUAUAUUUUAAUAUUCAUUAUU